Molecule: messenger RNA, 3665 nt
Organism: Leptopilina heterotoma
Lineage: Eukaryota; Metazoa; Arthropoda; Insecta; Hymenoptera; Figitidae
Gene: AP-2alpha
Product: AP-2 complex subunit alpha
Exons: 13
Coding region: 152-2998 (948 amino acids)
Biological process (GO): clathrin-dependent endocytosis; intracellular protein transport
Cellular component (GO): AP-2 adaptor complex; membrane coat
Molecular function (GO): clathrin-cargo adaptor activity
Source: RefSeq, a predicted model, not a curated record
CUCGGGCAGCUGUCUCUGUAGUCAGCGGUUGCAAAUGGCGACAUACAGAAAAUCUACGGUAGUUUUUUUGUCGUAAGUGCAAUCUGUGAAUCAAGUUGUGCGUGAAUACGUGCUUUAUUAAAUUGGUGGUUUUUAAGCAACGAAAGACAAGAUGCCGGCAGUACGAGGUGAUGGCAUGCGCGGACUUGCAGUUUUCAUAUCAGACAUCAGAAAUUGUAAAAGCAAGGAAGCCGAAAUAAAGAGGAUAAACAAAGAAUUGGCGAAUAUUCGAGGGAAAUUCAAAGGAGAUAAAACUCUUGACGGAUAUCAAAAAAAGAAAUAUGUCUGUAAACUUCUUUUUAUUUUCCUCCUGGGACAUGACAUCGAUUUUGGUCAUAUGGAAGCUGUCAAUCUUCUGUCAUCCAACAAAUACUCAGAGAAACAAAUCGGCUAUUUAUUCAUAUCAGUGCUAGUGAACACAAAUAGCGAUCUAAUAAAGUUAAUAAUUCAGAGCAUCAAAAACGAUUUGGCAUCUCGAAAUCCAAUUCACGUGAAUCUUGCAUUACAAUGUAUCGCGAAUAUUGGAAGCAAGGAUAUGGCGGAGGCUUUUGGAAACGAAAUCCCCAAGUUGCUGGUAUCGGGUGACACGAUGGACGUGGUGAAACAGAGUGCAGCCCUGUGCCUUUUACGUUUACUGAGAACUGCUCCGGACGUUGUUCCCGGUGGCGAAUGGACCUCUCGUAUUGUUCACUUACUCAACGAUCAACAUCUAGGAGUCGUUACAGCUGCAGCUUCGCUUAUCGACGCACUCGUCAAGAGGAAUCCGGACGAAUAUAAAGGAUGCGUCAGUCUCGCCGUCUCCAGGCUCAGUCGGAUUGUAACAUCGAGUUACACGGAUCUGCAGGAUUACACAUAUUACUUCGUGCCUGCGCCUUGGCUAUCCGUAAAACUGUUGCGAUUGCUUCAGAAUUACACUCCGCCAGGUAAAUGCCUGACGUACACGGAAAAAAACGCCGAAGAUCCAGGCGUUCGUGGUCGUUUGAAUGAGUGUCUCGAGACAAUUUUGAAUAAAGCACAAGAGCCACCAAAGUCGAAGAAAGUUCAGCAUGCAAAUGCAAAGAAUGCCGUUUUAUUUGAGGCAAUUAGUUUAAUAAUUCACAACGAUAGCGAACCACAUCUUUUGGUUCGCGCCUGCAAUCAACUUGGUCAGUUUCUAUCGAAUCGUGAGACGAAUCUUCGUUAUUUAGCACUGGAAUCAAUGUGCCAUCUCGCCACCUCGGAAUUGUCGCACGAGGCAGUGAAGAAGCAUCAGGAGGUCGUUAUUCUUUCGAUGAAAAUGGAGAAGGACGUUUCUGUUCGACAGCAAGCUGUUGAUUUAUUGUACGCAAUGUGUGACAAGAGUAAUGCCGAGGAGAUUGUUCAGGAGAUGCUCAACUACCUUGAGACGGCGGAUUAUUCAAUUCGGGAGGAAAUGGUCCUGAAGGUGGCGAUUCUCGCUGAAAAAUACGCGACCGAUUACACUUGGUACGUGGACGUUAUUUUGAAUCUCAUCAGGAUAGCUGGAGAUUACGUGUCGGAGGAGGUUUGGUACAGGGUCAUUCAAAUCGUUAUCAACAGGGAUGAUGUUCAAGGAUAUGCGGCUAAAACUGUUUUUGAGGCAUUACAAGCGCCGGCGUGUCAUGAGAAUAUGGUCAAAGUCGGAGGUUACAUUCUCGGGGAGUUUGGAAAUUUAAUAGCAGGAGAUCAACGUUCUUCUCCAUUGGUGCAAUUCCAACUCUUACAUUCCAAAUAUCACUUGUGUUCGCCAAUGACGAGAGCUCUACUUCUUUCGACUUACAUUAAAUUCAUAAAUCUCUUUCCCGAGAUUAGAACGCAAAUUCAGGACGUCUUUAGACAGGACAGUAAUUUACGUAGUGCAGACGCGGAAUUACAGCAAAGAACUUCCGAGUAUCUGCAACUCAGUAUCAUUGCCUCGACUGAUGUCUUGGCGACAGUUUUAGAAGAAAUGCCAGCAUUCCCCGAAAGGGAAUCUUCGAUUCUUGCGGUGCUGAAGAAGAAGAAACCGGGUCGCGUUCCAGAGAAUGAAAUUCGCGAGAGCAAGAGUCCAGCACCGAAUACGAAUCAUCAUCCGGAGGCAACUUCUGUUGCAGCAGUCGCUGUGAAUAAUUCGUCUGCCGAUCUUUUGGGACUGUCAACACCGCCUUCAUCACAACCAACGAGCAACACUGGCGUUCUUUUGGAUGUUUUGGGAGAUAUUUACAAUAUGCCUAAUAAAGUUGGCGCUACGAAUGGAACUCAGAGCACGUAUAAUCCGAAAAAAUUCGUGUGUAAAAAUAAUGGAGUUCUCUUUGAAAAUGAUUUGAUACAGAUCGGAGUGAAAUCGGAAUUUCGGCAGAAUCUUGGCCGCAUUGGUUUGUUUUAUGGCAAUAAGACACAACUGCCACUCACUAAUUUCCAGCCUGAAAUUUCUUGGGCAGAAGAAAAUCAAGCGAAACUGUCGGUGCAGGUGAAAACUGUUGAUCCUGUUUUAGAGGCAGGAGCGCAAAUCCAGCAAAUGGUUAACGCAGAAUGUAUUGAUGACUACGAGGACUCACCGAGUAUGGUCAUCACAUUCAUGUACAAUAAUAUUAAUCAGAAAAUUACAAUGAAGUUGCCGUUAACGAUCAACAAGUUCUUCGAGCCAACAGAAAUGAAUGGCGAAUCAUUCUUUGCCAGAUGGAAGAAUCUUGGAGGUGUUAAUCAGCAACGUUCGCAAAAGAUAUUUAAAGCUCAGCAACCGAUGGAUUUGCAGCAAGUUCGCACAAAACUUCAAGGUUUUGGAAUGCAACUGUUGGACGGAAUCGAUCCGAAUCCUGAUAAUUUUGUCUGUGCCGGAAUUGUUCACAUGCGAGCGCAGCAAGUUGGUUGUUUGUUGAGAUUGGAACCCAAUAAACAAGCACAGAUGUUCCGAUUGACGGUGCGUUCCAGUAAGGAAACAAUGUCCAUAGAAGUCUGUGACCUGCUCGUGGACCAAUUUUAAAAAAAAGCCUUGGGCCUAUAGCAGUGCGCGCCUCUAUUGAAAAUUGGAGGAAAAUAAAAUUCAAAACAUUACGUGUUUUGUUUGGAUGAUGACAUGAAUCUCGUUUCCCGCGAGAGGUGAUCAAAGAAUGUUUUUCUUGUCAGCUUGAGAAGCACACAACUAUUUCUCUGGACCCCCCUCCAGUUUCUUUUGCUUGUCGUGAGCUUCGUUACCCACAAACAUCACACUCCCAUUAAAACAGAAUUCAUUAAAAAAAAAUAAGCAAAUAUUCGUGAAUUGUGACAAAAAAAAGAAAGUUAAUAUAUAAAUGAAGAAAAGAAAAAAGACAGAUCGAUGGACAGUAUUAGAAGUUGAGAGUGGAAAGAAAAAACAGUAACGACGAGAGAUAGUUAAACUUAGCUAUUAAGACCUAAAGAUGUCAUCUCAAGGUAAGAAUCUGCUCUUCAUUUUUUUUUUAUUUUUUGCCCUAGAAACACGGAAAACUGCCGAAAGUCUCAUUCGCUUCCGUUUGAAAUUUACCAUUAUUUUUUAAGUCCCCCGAGGAUUCAAAAAAAUCUAUUCAAUAGAUUAAAAAUCUCUUCGAGUAUAUUUACUCGAAUUCAAAGCUUCUUGAAAGUUAAAAAUUUUUUCCUCUUGAUAAAAAUAAUUUAACGAAUUUUAACAGUUU